Molecule: messenger RNA, 592 nt
Organism: Styela clava
Lineage: Eukaryota; Metazoa; Chordata; Ascidiacea; Stolidobranchia; Styelidae
Source: RefSeq, a predicted model, not a curated record
CCGGAUUGCGGAACAAGUGGAUUGAUGCGACAACAUAUCUCACAAAUCAUCUCGUGUGAUACUAAGAAAUGUCCGCCUGGAAUUGUUUGUAUUGACUGAAAGUGUCAAUGUCGUAGAAGAUGUCCCCCGAACGAACAUUGCCCCAAUGGGAUAUGCGAAUGUCUACCAGGACAUUACAGAAAAAAGGGGGUUUGCGUGCCAUAUAAAACCUGCCCAAUAUAUUGCCCGCCUAACAGUAUCUGUGAAAACGGAAGAUGUGUAUGUGAAAAGGGGUAUGAGUGGAAAGGAAGCAAAUGUGUCAAAAAAUGUAGAAAGCAAAUAUGUGGUGAUCACGGAGAAUGCAGGAAUGGAAAAUGCGUUUGUUUUAAAGGAUAUGAACUUGAAUAAGAGCGGAAAAUGUGUCGAUAUAUGCCGUCGAAUGCUUUGUAGACCAAACGAAAUCUGCCACGCUGGAGAAUGCCAUCAUAAAACCUGCCCAAUAUAUUGCCCGCCUAACAGUAUCUGUAAAAACGGAAGAUGUGUGUGUGAAAAGGGGUAUGAGUGGAAAGGAAGCAAAUGUGUCGAAAAAUGUAGAAAGCAAAUAUGUCGGUGA